This is a messenger RNA of Neohortaea acidophila, 1591 nucleotides long. RefSeq lists its product as uncharacterized. Gene Ontology annotation, molecular function: oxidoreductase activity, acting on the CH-OH group of donors, NAD or NADP as acceptor. NCBI's taxonomy places the organism in Eukaryota, Fungi, Ascomycota, Dothideomycetes, Mycosphaerellales, Teratosphaeriaceae. The coding region runs from base 77 to 1234 and encodes 385 amino acids. The transcript has a single exon. The record is from RefSeq and is a predicted model, not a curated record.
CGCGAUUUGUAUUUUUUCCUUUUCUCCCAUUCGCGAUAAAAAAGACUGGAUACCACGGAACCCGAGAGAAGUUUUCAUGUUUCGUUCCCUUAUAAAACCCUCCAUCCUCCCAUCCCCCGCCUCAUUCUCCCUCCUCCAUCCCGCUUCUCGACCCAUCAUCCCGCUUGCAUUCCAGCAAAGACACCUCUUCCACACCACCAACAGCACCAUGGUUCGCGUACUUCUCACCGGUGGCUCCGGCUUCAUUGCCGCCCACGUGCUCGAUGAGCUCCUCGAGCAGGGCCACUCCGUCGUGACGACCGUUCGUACGCAGGAGAAGGCCGACAAGAUCAAGGAGGCGCACCCCAAGGUCGGCAAGGACAAGCUGGACUUUGCCAUUGUCGAGGACAUUGCGCAAGAAGGCGCCUUCGACAAGGCCGUCGUCUCCGAUCCCCCCUUCGAGGCCGUCAUCCACACCGCCUCGCCCUUCCACUUCAACAUCCAGACGUCGGUGCAGAAAGAUCUGUUGGACCCCGCCAUCAUCGGCACCACCGGCAUCCUCAAGUCCGUCAAGAAGAGUGCGCCGAGCGUGAAGCGCGUCGUCAUCACCUCCUCCUUUGCAUCCAUCGUCGACGGCAACAAGGGCACUGCGCCCGACUACACCUACAGCGAGAAGGACUGGAACCCCAUCACCAAGGAGGAAGCUCCCCAGAACGCGGGCAACGGCUACCGCGCCAGCAAAACCUUCGCCGAGCGAGCCGCGUGGGACUUUGUGGAGCAGGAGAACCCCAACUUCUCCCUCGCCACCAUGUGCCCGCCACUCGUCCUCGGCCCCAUCAUCCACUCCCUCACCGGCCUGGACGCGCUCAACACCUCCAACCAACGCAUCCGCAACAUCAUCCAGGGCAAGUGCAAGGAAGAGUUGCCGGCGGGAGCGCCAUACCUCUUCGUCGACGUGCGAGACCUCGCUCGGGCCCAUGUGCUCGCAAUGGAGAAGCCGGACGCCGCCAACAAGCGCUUCUUCAUCGUCGCCGGCCACUUCAACUCCCAGGACAUUGCCGAGAUUGUACGCAAGAACUUCAAGGAGUACCAGGAUGCCCUGCCGCCCAAAGACAUCAAGAGUGGAGGGUACCCAGAGGAGGGUGUCUACAAGGCAGACAACAGCCGCGCGGCCAAGGUGCUCGGGCUUAAGUAUAUCAGCCUGGAGAAGAGCAUUGUCGACACCGUCAAGUCGCUGCAGGCGGCCGGCGCGUAGGCCAUUACGUUUUGAGCGAGUAUGCACUGCGGCUCGAGUGAGUUAGAAAAGAUAUCCCAUAGUACAUAUAUAGUCGUUGUAUCCUGCAAUAUCGUCAGUACUGCCAGUAGUUGUCGAUGCACAGCAAUCGACACGAAUUCAGUGGGAUCAGACUUGAAAGUAAUUGGAUCGUCAACGGACAUUCCGGAGUUAUCGUUCGAAUGAAGAGCAUCAUGUUUGGAGGAGAGAAAUGGAUGGUGUCCUCUUCAAUCCUCCAUGGGCAAUGAAAGAAGCUUUACGACUCCGCCAUUCCGGUUGGUGUAGAACGGGAGAGGGUGCCGGGAGGCCGCAAGCCGGAGCGCGUGCUUUUGCGGGCGA